Saccharomyces kudriavzevii IFO 1802 is the source of this 2919-nucleotide messenger RNA. RefSeq names its product exocyst subunit SEC5 (gene SEC5). Gene Ontology annotation, cellular component: exocyst. NCBI's taxonomy places the organism in Eukaryota, Fungi, Ascomycota, Saccharomycetes, Saccharomycetales, Saccharomycetaceae. Bases 1 to 2919 code for a protein of 972 amino acids. The record is from RefSeq and is a predicted model, not a curated record. The transcript has a single exon. Gene Ontology annotation, biological process: exocytosis; Golgi to plasma membrane transport.
AUGGAUAGAUUUCAAGUCGACGAUGAAGAAUUGCUUCAAUUUUAUCAGUUGAAGACCGUCAAUCCAACUCAUUCAUGGGCACAUGAUUCCUCAAAACUAAAUAAUGAAGAGGCUACAACUAAUGAAAUUGGGAUGGAAUCAUCAUUUGACAUAUUAAAAGACUUUAAAUAUGGAAAUCAGAUUAGUAUUGACAAAGAAUCGAAGGCCUACUUGAAUGAUGAGUCCUUAAGUUAUAUCAAAGAUCCCCUGAAUGGGCAGGAGAUGUCCAAAGAACUGCAACAUUUGCCAAAUAAUCCAACAAGGUUGAAGUAUCUUGUCAACAGUAAGCAGUUUAAUGUCAAAGCCUUUUUGAGAGAUAUGCACAAACAGGACUCCUUUAACGAUUUGAAUAACUCAUUGGAUAAGUUGGACAGUGAUAUACAGGAUCAAUCAGUAAAUUUGAAACAAUUGGUUGGUAAUAAUUUCACGAAAUAUGUUAAAAUUAAGAAUAAACUGGACCAAAUUUACAAGGAAUUUGACGAGAAGACGAAUGAAAAGAUCCAAGUUGAUUCGCCGAAGGAAAAUCAGAUCAAUGUGGAGAGUUUGAAUAAAAAGGUCGACGAAGUUAUUAGAACAACAACCUUCAAGCUAAAACCGCUAAUGGAUAACUAUCAGAAGAUUUUAAAUUAUCAGGCCACCAAAAAAUUUAUUGAACGGUAUAAAUUUUACUUUAAUUUACCCAAAUGUUUGAAGAAAUGUUUAAAUAAUAACAAUUUCAAUGAGUUCAUGAUUCAGUAUUCAAAAGGCCUCACGAUCUGCCGUGAUUUCAACCAAAAUUCGGAUACUUCACAAUCACUUAUCAUCAAGAGAAUCUGGUCGCAAGUAGAAAAUUUAUUGAUUAUUUAUAAAGAUCUGAUUUGGAACAGUUUGAUGAACUCAGAUUUUAACGUGGAUCAACCUCAAGAAACAAUUUUGUCUCUUUUUUCAAAACUACUGAACUUAGAGAACUUUAUCAAUAACAAUCAAAAUGAAAAUCCAAACGGUGAUAAAAACGCUGCCUUGUCGUCAAGUGAAAACCCAAUUUUAAGGUGGAUGUCAAUCAAAUUAAAUGGUUUUAAAAAUGAUCUAAACGAGUUAUCAAGUCACAUGGUAAACAAAAUUAUUCACUCUCAAAGGCUUAUAUCACAGAAUAAUACUAGUCAAAAUGAUAUUCAAGGAUGUGUCGAGCUGUCGUAUUAUUUAAAAAUCAACCAAUUAUUUCAAAAUAUAAGUGAUGCCAGUAAAGAUAAUGAAAGUUUGAGAAGCACCGCUGACCCAAAUAAAAUAAAUACUGUCUCUGGAACUAACUAUUUAAGUUUGAACUCCCAAUUAAGUUCUCAAGGCUUAACUGAUUCUCCAAUUAUUAUCGAAAUGUGGCUAUUAAUUUUGAAAUAUAUCAACGACCUGUGGAAAAUUUGCAAUCAAUUCAUAGAAUUCUGGGAACAUAUUGAAAAGUUUUUGGAUGGGACCUAUCAAAACUCUAUUAUAAAUGAAAAAAGGAAAGAAAACAUUUUGAUAGGCGAUUCAAAUAUCAUUGAAUCUUAUCAAAAGAGUUUAAUUUUAAGGGAAGAACAGAUUAACGAUAUUAGAUUAAAGGGUGAGGGAUUCAUUAGCUUGAUUUCACAAAAUUUACUAUCUUUUUUCACGUCUUCUCGAGCUUCUUUACCUCUAUCAUUGAAGGAAGAUCAUGCUAAAGGAAUUGCUCACAGCAAUAAAGAUACCGGUUCGCCCUUGGAUUAUGGAUUUAUACCACCAAAUUGCAAUGGGCUAAGUUGCUUAAGAUAUCUACCCAAAAUUGUGGAGCCCAUUUUGAAGUUUUCCACCGAGUUAGCACAAUUGAGUAUCACAUCUAACGGUAUUACUAUAUGCAGAAAUACUCUAGCAACCAUAAUUGACCGUUGCGUAGGUGCCAUAUCCUCUACAAAAUUGAGAGAUAUUUCUAACUUUUAUCAACUAGAAAAUUGGCAGGUUUAUGAAACAGUUACGUUCUCAAGUAAAUCACAGGACAAUAGUAAAAGUUUAACUUUUGAAUAUGGUGUGACACAAUUCCCAGAGAUUGUUACUUGGUUUCAAGAAGUCAGUAUCAAGGCCACCAGAGACUUGUUAUUCGCAUUUGAAAAAUUGCCAAUUAUUAACGGAAUUUCAGUUGUCAGCUACCCAUCAAAGCAAUUACUUACAGGCAUUGAAAUUCAACAAAUUAUCUCAAUGGAGGCUGUUUUGGAAGCAAUUUUGAAAAAUGCUGCAAAGGAUAAAGACAAUCCAAGAAACUCUCAUACGAUUUUAACAUUAACAAAUUUACAAUAUAUCAGGGAAUGCGCAUUUCCGAAUAUUUUACAAUAUUUUGAUGAUGCGUUCGAAUGGAAUCUGACUUCCAAAAACUUGGAACUAUUUAGCUUGUUAUCUAAGAUGGAGUCUUCAAUCUUCGGUAAUUAUCUUUCUGAUCUGAAGAUUAAUUUGAGAGACACGCUUGAAGAAAAAUUCCAUGAAAUAAAUUGGCCGAUGUAUACAUCAAAUUCAUUCAGGGUAGGCGAUUAUAUCAUAGAAGCAUUGAUGAUUUUGAUUGUUGUUCACAGUGAGUGCUUUAGAAUUGGUCCCCAGAUGAUUCAUAAAAUUUUGAUCGAAACUCAAAUUUUCAUAGCCAGAUACCUCUUCGAAGCAUUUAAACCCUAUGUGGGUAAUCUCUCCAAUGAUGGAUCAUUACAAAUUAUAGUGGAUCUAGAAUUUUUUCAAAGAGUUAUGGGUCCUUUAUUGGAAAAGGAUACCGAGGCUACAUUGAGGGCAUGUUUACAAAACUGUUUCCAAAACGACACUAGUAGACUAAAGAAAUGCAUUGAUGAAAUCGAACCUAUUGUAUCUGCAAAUUUGAAAAGGACUGCCGUCCAAUUUGCUGCAUUUAAUUAA